AGUGUACGAUCGUCAUUUCGUAGUUGUAGAUAAAUUUUUAAAAAAUUAUUUUUUUUUUUGUUCAUUUUAUAUAUCUAUCAAUAAGAAGGCAAUAUAAUGCAAUAAAUGUGAUUAGACUUUGUGCACUUUUUUACAUCUCUCUCUCUCGAUCGUGUGUUGAAAAUUAAAUAAAGCAACAGGUCCAUCAAGUUGUUACUUCAGGAAACUUUUUUGUUAAAUAACUCGCCAAUAAUUCAUAAUUAAAUGUAAGAAUAGAGAGAGACUGAUUAUAAAUAUUCGCCAUACGGUACAAAACGUAAUUUUAAAUAAUUCAAAAAAUUGCAAAGGAGUAAAUUAAAAAAGAUUAGUGUCGCUAAAAAAUAUUGUUCGGACAGCAUUCCAACAACAGCUCCCACAUAACGUUUCUUUGCAUAUAAAACUGAAGGAAAUUUGUUCUUUUGUUUCAAAAAAAGAAAAAGAGUGCAGUUUGUUACAACUUUUGCUUGCUUAUGCAAAUAACCAGGUUGUUGCUGUUAUGUUAUAAAUAAAUAACUCUUGUUUUAAUAAAAAAAAAAAGUAGAAGAAAAAAUAUCAAAACUGUACAAUGGCUAAUAAGUGGUAGUUUAAUCUUCGUAUCUCUUCUAUCUACACGCGAAAAAAAAAAUUGUUGUGAAGAAUUUCUUAAUACAAAAAUAAUUGCCAAGUGCAGAUAAAGUCCUACUUACAUGCAAACCGAUAUACGGAAAUUCGCAAGAUAAUCGUUGUUCAGAGCAAUAAAGAACCUGAUAUUAAACAAACUUACACACAUAAGAUGGCCUCCAAUACAGAACUACAGUUGGACUGGUUGAUUUUGUGCAAAAAUAAAGAAAAUUGGGAUAAUACAGAUCUUCAAUUAGCUGCUGAGUUGGGAAAAACUCUUUUAGAACGGAAUAAGGAGCUGGAACAAGUUUUGAAACAUCAUCAAAAUGUCAUUGACGAUCAAGCGCAAGAGAUCGAAUACCUUCGAAAACAAAAUGCCGCAUUACGUGAAGUCAACGACUCCCGUCUCCGGAUAUACGAGCAACUCGAAGUUAGUAUUCAGGAUCUUGAGCGUGACAAACAUCGACUCGCUGUCGAGUAUGCCAACGACAAGAAAAAGUUCAAAAGUGCUUCGCAGAAUAUCGAGUGUCUUGAAACAAAAUGUGAUGAGUUGUCGCGUCAAAUCAACGAGCUGCAAACGAUGCUCGACAUGGAACGUAAGAAGAACAAAAGACUGCAAGAAGAACGAAAUGCCACACAGCAAUCGCCAACAACAACACAAAAAAUCUCGCCAAAUAAAUUCGAAACUGCCAUGAGUUUGAACUUGGAUCGGCACGAAGACGAUCACGAUGAGGCUUCCAUCGCUACGCCAACCAAUAACGAGGAUAUCAAUGCAAUUUUCAUCGCCAAAUCGAACCAGAAGACAGAGUUGAAGACGACGACAAAUGGAGAUGCGAAUUUCGACACGAGUACAGAGGAAGCGGCUCAACUUAAGGAAUACGAGGAGAUUAGAGCUAAUUAUAUGGCAAUGUGUGAUAAAAUUACCGAAUUGGAGGAGCAAUUGAGACAUUUGCAAGAGGAGAAUCAAAACUUGCAACUGAAGAUUGCCACGGUUAACGAAACGGAGGAAAUGAGAUCUGUGCAAGACGAAUUGGCGAUCCUUGAGGAAGUGAGACAAGGACAAAUGUGCACUCGUUGCCUUCGAAACACAGAUGCCCGUUUCGUGCCAGAGGAAGAUAUUUCCUUCAUUGGAACUGAUGAUGGAGAUGACGAAAGCUUAAUUGACUUAAUUCGUAAUAGCGAGCCGGGAACACCAAUGGUCUAUAGAUCAACGCUCAAUAUCAAGGACAACUUUUGCAAUAUCAGCUCGAAUCCAUAUCAAGAGCUAGUCGACAAAUACGAAGCCUUGCUUGAAGUACAACGACGCAAAGAGCCUAAUUACACUCACGAACCCGGAAUGAGUUUGCAUGAGGAACUAGCGGCAUCUAUGAACGAAUCAUCAAAAACUGGCGCCAGACCUAAAGAUCAACGAAAGACCCCCACAAACAUGUCCGAGACGGAAACUCUCAGUUCUGGCUUCUCCGAAGACACGUGUCACAAAACCACGCAAACGGAAUGUUUGAUAAACGCUGCGGCAGAUCUCUUCGAAGAACGUGCCGAUUUGCUUGAUUGUCGUUUCCAGAACAAAUUGGAGUACAAAGAGUUGUUCAAGGAGAUUUUCACGACUCUCAAGAACGCCACAGACCCGAAAAAUAUCGAAACUGAUGAAAAUCCCUUCAUUGAAGUCGCCUCCAAUAAUCGUUACGAAGAACUGAGCGAAUGCACAGAAGAUGCCCAAAGCAUAAUCUCAUCUGUCAUGUCAGAUCAAUCUUUGGCAAUGUCAGAAUGCAUCACAAAAACCGAGCGUCGUCGCAUCAAGAAGCAACAAAAAACGACGGAAAAGGAAAAAACCGGCGAAGAAAAUCGUCCGCCUGUCGUUUGUGGCGUUGCUGCCAAUGGAAGACUCGUGACGCCAUACAACCGCGAUCCGUUGCUCGAUGCGAUCAAUAUUUCGGGCAAAAAACGCGCGCGUCGCAGCAAGAAUAAGAAAGAUAAAUACGCGAAACCACUCGCCAGUAAUACGAGUGAAAAUGCACAACUGCAAUCGACAAUGCUCUCGUGGAACGCAGAAAUGGCGGAAUUUUAUUCGCGCAUGGAUUCGCCAACGCCAUCUCUCGUCGGGCGUUACAAGCAAGAAGGCACGUCAGAAGUAGAGUUUAAACCGUCGUCCGCUUCCAAGGAACUGCAUAAACUGAAGAAAUUGGAUUUGUCGUAUGCCGAAGUACUCAAGUCCACGCCAAAAUACAAGACACGUAAUUAUCGUAAGAAGUAAAAAACUAAAAAAAAAUACAAAUCAAGUCAAAAAUUUAUUACGCUCGCGCUCCUUAGUAGAAAUUCUAAUCAUAGAUUUAAUCCCAAAAAAACGCAAAAAAAAUUGGCAAAGUCAUUUGAAAUUAUUUUUUUCAUGGUAGGUAAGGAUUUGUAAGAUGAAUGUUUGUUUGAUUGGAAGUUUUUAUAAAUUGCAAAUUCAAUCGUAUAAAAAAAAGUCAAUAAAUUAUUUAAAAAAAUAUUUUUUGGUUUUAAUUUUUUAAAUUAA
Messenger RNA from Culicoides brevitarsis, 3133 nucleotides. It is a transcript of the gene centrocortin, whose product is annotated as cerebellar degeneration-related protein 2-like. The transcript has 5 exons. The record is from RefSeq and is a predicted model, not a curated record. The coding region runs from base 791 to 2869 and encodes 692 amino acids. Lineage: Eukaryota; Metazoa; Arthropoda; Insecta; Diptera; Ceratopogonidae.